CCCUUGGAUGAUCAGUUAAGGAUCCGGGUGGAAAAGUGCAGCUCUGAGGAGGCAGGGACCUCACAGCCGGGUUGGAGAUAUCACGGGCACCUGCCAAUUCUGCUAUCAGUGGAAGUCCAGGCGCGUCACAGCUGCUGCGUCCAGGGCGCAUCGUCCAAAAAAAAAAAAAAAAAAAAAGAGAGAAGAAUCUGCGGAGCUCCUGCACUGGCUGCUGCUGUUUCUGCGCAAAAGAGACGUGUUCUGUGGGACUUGCUGGUGCGGAGGUUUGCAGCUGGUCACCAGAACCACCCGAGCCAAUGCGCAACGAGCGGAUCAGAAGGCAACUAACCCGAGACUCCGCCGCAGGGUUGUGAAACUAACCAGGAGCUGGGGUUCGGUUGGAAAGUUCAACCCCCCUGGAUGUCGCUGAAAAUGCGGGGUUUUGCUGAGCGCGGAUAGAGGGGCGCUGCUGCUGCUGACAGAGACCACUUGUACCCGCGUGCGCGCACACACACAGGGAGUCUGUGAAGGAGCCCGGAGCGGACUGGACUGGCAUUUUAAACAGGGUCCCGGGGAGUGCGCUGCUCGUCGGUCCAGCCUGAAAGGUGAGUGGUUUUUUUGGUGGAAAUGGCUGCGCGUCUGUUGGCGGAAGGGUGGACAGCGUCGAUGACUUGCAGCCAGUUUUAAAGAAGCCACAGCGCGCACCGACGCAGGAUCAUCGAUUCGCACUUGAAGCGCAGUCCGGAACGUUUGGUUUUCACAGGCUCAAGUUGAACCGCUUAACCAUGCGCGCCAGGAUCUUGUGUUUGUGGCUCUGUUCUGCGGUGUUUUGCACGCGGCUGCAGUGCGCCUGGUCCAGGAAUACGGCGGGGAUGGAUGAGCUGAACACGGGCAGCGGCAGCAGCAGCAGCGGCGGCGGAGGAACCGGGGGCGCCAGCGGCGAGUCUGGGGGGAAGCGUGACUUGAACCAAACCAUCAACUCUCGGAUCAAGAGGAAAACCCUCGCUGUGGAUUUCGCGGUGCCCUCUUUGCUGCGUUAUUACCUGGCGGAGUUCAUCAAAAGACCCCUGAAUGGCGACUGUCAGACCUACAACGGAUGUUACGCGGUGCGCGCCAACUUGAAAAUGCACUGCAUUCCUCUACAGAAGACCAUCGCUACUUUCGUCGAGCCAAAGUCUGCCGAAGCUGGGAAUAGAAGCUCGGCUCCAGAUGACGGACAGCCGCUCUUUUACUACAAGCAACCGCUGUCCAAAGUUCUGAAACUGGGCUUGACCAAAGCCAGUCGGAAAUCCAACCAAGUGGUGGUGGAAAUAGGAGAAGACAUAGUCCGGACCGGGUGUGGGGGACUGACCGUGCACGAGGAGGCCCCGGUUUUUACCCUGGAGAUGGACCUCACGACUAUACUGGAGUGGUGGUUGGGCGCCGAUGGAGGCCGGCUGAGGGUCAGGAUCAUGCCCGAGAAGAAGGCGCAGGUGCCCGGGGUGGAGGACCGGUACACCGCGGCCAUACGCGCCGCAGACCCCCGCCUCUUUCUUCGGAUAUCAUCUCAGGGCGCAACACUUCCUGGUCAUGAAGCGCUCAGUCCAAGUGGAUAUUGGAGCUUUUCCUGGCUAGCAGAGGACGUUUUAAGCUUCCCCAUCGAGAGAAGGACGAGCACAUCAGAUCCCGUGUGCUUCAACAAGCCUGGGUCAUGUGACCAGAGCUUGAGCGACGCGCCUGAGUUCACGUGGAGCAUCGUGGCUACCGGGGACCUGCUGGAGGAGCGUGAGCGCACCGGAAGCACAGCAGGAAGUCCGCAGGGCUGGGAGGAAGGCCUCUUCUUCUGGGUGAACACGUCGGCUCACGGCGGCCCGUGGGUGCUGAGCCCGUGGCUGUGGGGCGGGGACGCCCCCUGCAGCCUGGACAUGGCCGUGUUCCUUCACCUGAAACAGAGCGGGCAAUACACCAUACGGCUGAUCGAGCGGGACAAAACGCCCUUUGCCCUCUUCUCCACGGACACGCUGCCUCGCAUCACUGGCUGGGCGGUGGUCCACCUCACCCUGGGGACCCACGACGGGUUACCUUUUCGGGUCUCAGCGGGCUACGAACAGAGGAUCCCUCAAGAUGACACGGCGACCAUAGAGCCCCAUUUCACCACCAACUGCAGCAUGGCUACUUCUCUGGGCCAAAACAUCACACUGGAGGGCCAGUACCACUGUCACCAAGGACCCGGAGUCCCUCUGGACAAGCUCUGUGACUUCAGAACCGACUGUCCACUCGGGGACGACGAAGGCGACCGAUGCCGCCGCUUCCUCAACGGCAGCUACUGCUCUUUUGAAGAGGGCGAAUGCAGUUGGCAGUCCAUAAUGGGCCGCGGUCUUUCAUGGAGAAGGCUCAAGUCCGUAGCCAAGAUGCCCCGACACAGCUGCCCAUCAUCAGGUGCUGUGUUUUCUGUGGAUGGAAGCCAGUUCAAAGGCCUGCGGAGCUCUGCCUUACUGCGGAGCCCACUAUUUCCACCUCCUUUGAGAAACUCCCCAUGCAUGGUCCGCUUUCAGUUUUGCUUUGGAGGACUACAGAAGGGGGCGCUCUCGCUGUGGAUCGUGGAGAACAGCACCGGGCCAGUGGAGCAGAGAAGACUCUGGCACUCGUCCAGUGAACCCAUGUGGGAGAAAGGCUGGAAGCUGGUGGUGGUUCCUCUGUUCGGACUGGCCGACUGGUUCUGGCUGCAGUUCAGCACCGAAGACGGACCUGGACCCGGUUCAGCCAUCUCCCUGGACAACAUCUCCUUCAGCAUGAACUGCUUCUUAGCCUCUAACGGGGAGUUCCCGCCAGUGGCCAGCGCCGCCACCCGGCCUCCGUACAGACCGCCGCUCGCCACCUCGCCGUCAUCUAUCGUCAUCCCUCGGAUCAUCGACCCCACGCCGGACUUCAGCAAAAAGUGGAUAUUUAACACGUGCGGAGCGGUGGGUCCGGAGGGUCCGACUCCCACUCAGUGCCUCAACUCCUACAGGAACACCAACGUCAAUGUGACAGUGGACACCCGAGGGCACUUCAAAGGGAUCCAGACAUGGAAGGUCCCCGACACCGGCACCUACAGGAUCACUGCCUACGGUGCAGCGGGCGGACGCAGCGUUCUGGCGAUGAGGCGCUCGCACGGCGUCCAUAUCACCGGAGACUUUCUGUUGAGGAAGGGAGAGCUGAUUCACAUCCUGGUGGGACAGAAAGGAGAGGACGCUUGUCCCAACUCCAACACCGCUCUGAACAAGAUCUGCCUGGAGCAAAGUGGCCCGGUGGUGAAUAAAACCCAAGUGAAAGGAGGAGGCGGAGGGGGCGGCGGAGCUACAUAUGUGUUCAAGGUCAACAAAGGGCGCUAUGUCCCCAUCAUCAUUGCUGCCGGAGGAGGCGGCCGGGGCUACAGCAGCCCAGCAGGGAACCAGCUGGAGCAGAUGGACUAUGACCCCAGUGAACCGGGUCGCAACGGAAAGUCCAACGCUGCAGGUGGAGGAGGAGGAUGGAAUGACGAUCUCCCCGUCAGUCAGGGUGGCAGGCCGCUCGUGCUGGGGGGCCACGGAGGGCAGGCUUGUCAAAAGUUCUGGCAGACCCGUGGCGGCUUCGGAGGCGGCGGGGGAGGCUGUAUGUCCGGAGGCGGCGGUGGAGGCUACAGAGGUGGCAACACAUCUUUAAGCAAUGACCCAAAACACGACGGUGACGACGGAACAUCCUUUGUCGGCCCGCAGGGGGAGACCUUCCUGUUUCCGCUGAAAGCCAUGGAAGGCGACGGCGAGGUGAUCAUCAGCCCGGUGGAGAACUGCAGCCACUGCGAGAGCGGCGAGUGUCACGAGGUGAAGGGCAGCGUCCUCUGCUACUGCGACGACGAUCUCACCCUGGCGGCGGACGGCGUGUCCUGCAUCAACUCCUCAGGGGUGCCCACGCUGCCCCCACAGCCGUCUCUCUCACACUUGGCGCUGGGUCUGUCUGUCGGCACCUCGGCGCUCAUCGCCGCUCUGCUGCUGGCCGUGUCUGGAGUCAUGAUAAUGUACCGACGGAAACACACGGAGCUGCAGUCCAUUCAGCUGGAGCUGCAGAGUCCAGACUGCAAGCUCAGCAAGCUGCGGGCCUCCACCAUCAUGACCGACUACAAUCCCAAUUACUGUUUCGCCGGCAAGACGGCCUCGGUCAACGAUCUGAAGGAAGUGCCGAGACGCAACAUCUCCCUCACCAGGGGUCUGGGUCACGGGGCCUUUGGGGAGGUCUAUGAAGGUGUAGCAGUGGGGAUACCUGGAGAACCCAGUCCUCUGCAGGUGGCAGUCAAGACUCUUCCUGAGGUUUGCUCCGAACAAGACGAAUUGGAUUUCCUCAUGGAGGCUCUGAUCAUCAGCAAGUUCAGCCACCAGAACAUCGUCCGCUGCAUCGGCGUGAGUCUACACGCCAUGCCCCGCUUCAUCCUUCUGGAGCUGAUGACAGGUGGAGACCUCAAGAGUUUUCUCCGAGAGAUGAGACCACGGCUGGAGCACCCGUCCAGCCUGAGCAUGGUCGACCUUCUCAACGUGGCCAGAGAUAUUGCCAAGGGCUGCCAGUAUCUGGAGGAAAAUCAAUUCAUACACAGAGACAUCGCGGCUCGGAAUUGCCUGCUGACCUGCAAAGGACCGGGACGCGUGGCCAAGAUUGGAGAUUUCGGAAUGGCUCGGGACAUUUACAGGGCGAGCUACUACAGGAAAGGAGGGCGAGCCAUGCUGCCAGUGAAGUGGAUGCCACCGGAGGCCUUCAUGGAAGGAAUCUUCACAUCCAAGACCGACACAUGGUCGUUCGGGGUCCUGCUGUGGGAGAUCUUCUCGCUCGGCUACAUGCCAUAUCCCAGCCGUAGCAACCAGGAGGUGCUGGAGUUUGUGACCAACGGUGGCAGAAUGGAUCCGCCCAAGAACUGCCCCGGACCUGUGUACCGGAUAAUGACCCAGAGUUGGCAGCACCAGCCCGAGGACAGGCCCAACUUCUCCACCAUCCUGGAGAGGAUCGACUACUGCCUGCAGGACCCUGACGUGGUGUCCAUGCCUUUGCCUGUGGAGUACGGACCAGUCCCAGAGGAGGAGGAGCAAGCCACCGCGGAACAGGACGACCCCACGGCUCCUACCGUGGUGGUGAAAGCCCAGGUCCCCGAUGGCGAGGCGCCACAGCCGCCUCCUUCCUACCCAUCAGACGACGCACGGAGAGGCACCGAGGCCUCGGGCACAACCUCGGAGGCCAAAGCACAGACAGCAGCUCCGCCGCAGCCGUGCCUGCAUCAGCACCAGCUGCCUCACACGCAGACCUCCAUCACCAUGACGACCACCAACACCGCCACCUCCACCGCUGCCUCUAUUCUGGCAGGCAAGGGAGUGCCGGUCUCUGCGAACCAGGGGCAGGACGGGGGCCACGUCAACCUUGCUUUCACCCAGGGGCAUCUGCCCGAGAAGGACGGCCACGGCGGGAAGACGACCAGCCUGUGGAACCCCACGUACGGCUCCUGGUUCCUGCAGCAGCAGCAGAGGAAGCAGCAGCAGCAGCAGCAGCAGAGGCAGGGAGGUGUCGGAGCUGCCAUGUCCACCGGGGGAACCAUUGGCCGGGUUCCUGGCGAGGGACAAGAGCAUGUGGGGCGGACGGUGGCUGAGGUGGCGGGAUCUCUGGGACUUCAACACCCGCACAAGAAGUUCCAGCAUCAACUCCAGCUGCUGCAGCAGCAGCAGCAGCAGGGUUUCUGCCGGCCGCUGUUACCGCCCCCGCCGCCACCCACCUCCCAGUCGCCGCUGCUCCUAGACUCUGCCGCUCUGCCGCCAGUGCCACUCUACAGACUGAGACGCUUCCCCUGCGGGAACAUCGGCUACGGCUACCAGGAGCAAGGCCUGUCUUUAGAAGCUUCUCAUGGCAACCCUCCGCCCUCCAUGCCUCCGCAGCAAGGCCUCCCAUCAUCCACCGCCACCGCCGCCGCCCACCACAGGGCGACGACACUGAGCAGGCCAGCUAUGUCAGAGGACAGUCGCCCUCUGCUGGUCACCAUGGGAACAGUUCAUGACCCCCGGCUGCCCAGGAUCGAGGGCCACAACGCCACAGUUCUUUAGCCCAGAUGCCUCCUUCACCACCUUUUUUGAGGGGGACUUCAGGAAACACUGUGUCAGGACCCUUUUCUGCCGUCAUGCUUUUCGGUCCCAGAAAAAUAAACGGUAAGGAUUCAUUUCCGGAGUCCAAGAGGAUGAUAAAGCACAUCGGAGCAUCAGGGCGGGUUCAGUUGCAGGUUUGACAUGUGAGGAUUCACAGACGGGACGAAUGGAGAAACAAAGUGGAGCUCAUGAGAGGAGCUUUUUCUUUUCAGCUGGUGGAAUUUUUGCGUUACACACUGGACGACACGGAGAACGGAAGCCGAAAGCAACAUGAUCGGACGGUUUUCCAAGACACAGCCCAACAUUUGUACCUGGAAAAAAAGAAACACUGGGAACUCGUGUUUGUCGAUGUUUGCUUGCUUAUUUAUUCAUUUGUUUGGUUUUGAUUUCCGGGCGGCGAAAGGUUUCUUCUUCAAACUCAUUGAUCCGCUCACCAUCGCUUCAUUCCCAGGUGCUGGAGAGUUUGGUGAACCAGCUUGAUGCAGACAAAAGUAGAUGCACAUGCUACAGGCAAAACUAUAGUUGUAAACCAAAGAGGAUCAAGGUUGGUUGUGAGGAAAAGAUCCGCUGUGGCACAAGAGACUUACAACGCCUUUAUUAUGGGAUGGAUGGUCAACGUCACAAACAAAAGUAAAUUAUAACAUGACAGAAUAUGGAAGUCAAGUCCAUCCAAGUUUGGGUUUUAGGGAAAACAUUUGAUCAUAUAUUUGAUUAUAAAUGCAUUUUAUAGAAGAAAAUUCUCACAUUUUCAAGCAGUUUUAUGUUGAAAGUGUAAAAUCCAUAUUAUAUAUUAAAAAACGUAACUUAGAUUACGUUAAAGUUUAACAAAAUCGCAUCAUUGGAAGAAGCUGGUUGUCAAACUCUCCGUCCUGCGUUUGUAUUUAUUGAACAUGAAAUUUAUCACCACUUUCCUUCUUAAAUCUCUACAUCUGUACUUUCUACCUUUAUUUCCUUCAGUUGUGGAUGGAUUUAGAGUGGAUGCAAAAAAACAAAAAAAAAAGACCGGACCCACUCUGUCUCGUCAGCUGUUUUGACUGAAGGACGCGCUGGAAGUGUCGGCGUCGAUACCGGGCUGAAUGACACGUCCACUUUGGUUCCUGCUUCCCUCUGCAACCGCAUCAGAGCCGGAGCGAUGAUGAGCUGUCACGACGCUCCCAGACUGACUAAGACGAAUCCCGGCGACGUGCCGUGACUCCGCGUUUAAAAGAAAAACUGUGUCGCUUCUGUGGUUCAUUCUCCGCUCAGCUUCUAUGGUUUGAUGUACAAAGACCUGUAAAUGUUGUAAUUAUAAAGUAUUGUAUCAUGGCCGUGGUAAACGCCGUUCUUUGCCCUUCAGAACACAUUCGCCAAAUUAAUAAAUGACUAUAUU
Messenger RNA from Synchiropus splendidus (mandarinfish), 7458 nucleotides. It is a transcript of the gene alk, whose product is annotated as ALK receptor tyrosine kinase. The transcript has 29 exons. Gene Ontology annotation, biological process: regulation of neuron differentiation; cell surface receptor protein tyrosine kinase signaling pathway; positive regulation of kinase activity. The record is from RefSeq and is a predicted model, not a curated record. Gene Ontology annotation, cellular component: membrane; signaling receptor complex. The coding region runs from base 765 to 6050 and encodes 1761 amino acids. Gene Ontology annotation, molecular function: transmembrane receptor protein tyrosine kinase activity; protein binding; ATP binding. NCBI's taxonomy places the organism in Eukaryota, Metazoa, Chordata, Actinopteri, Syngnathiformes, Callionymidae.